AUGGCAGAAGAUGGGGAAAGCCACGCUUCCACUCCGCGGCCCUUUGCCGGCCAGAGCGUCUCGGCGGAGGAGAUGCUAAAGGAGCAAACUGUUGGCCUCGUCCAUCUUUCUGACUUUCGCAAACGUCGCGCCGAGGUACUGGAGCAAAAAGAGCGCGAGGCGCAUGACAAGUCGCUGGGUCGGCUGGCAUCCGGUAAUUCAAGAAGCGCAACUCCCUCUGCAGGUGAAGUGACUGACGGCAAGCUCUCUUUUGGCGACGAUCAAUAUGAGAUUGGGGAGGAAUCUGCCGCCACACCACGCGACUCUAGCGUAUCACGCCCAGGCUCGAAGACACCUGCCGAGGAUAGCGCUGUGCGACGCAUGAAAGCGAACCCGAAUGCACCGCCUCCACCGAAAGCCUUGACAAAGGCAUCUAUCGAAGCUGAAGCGCUGGCUCGCGACACUCUCCGUAAGGAGUUUUUGAUUAUGCAAGAGGCCAUCAAAAAUACAGAGAUCAUGAUCCCAUUCGUGUUCUAUGAUGGAACGAGUAUCCCUGCCGGGUCGGUCAGAGUCAAGAAGGGUGACCACGUUUGGCUGUUUUUGGACCGGUGUCGCAAGGUCGGUGCUGAGAUGGGUGUCCGCGGUGCAAAUGGCGCAUCCAAGGCAAAAAAGGAUAGUCGUCGUGAGUGGGCACGUGUCAGUGUAGACGACUUGAUGCUUGUCAAAGGCGACAUCAUCGUCCCUCAUCAUUACGAAUUCUACCAUUUUAUUGCAAACAGAGUCCCCAGCUUCUCUCGUGGUGGAGGUCUGCUAUUUGACUACUCCAACCAGCCUCCUACGGAGAAUCCGUCUGACGAUCCAUUGUUCCGUCCUAGCGAUGAUCAACUAGAGGGCGCAGACAAGGAUUUUUCGGAAACCAAGGUUGUAGACCGACGGUGGUAUGAGAAGAACAAGCAUAUAUACCCAGCUAGUCUGUGGCACGAGUAUGAACCCGGCAAAGAGUUUGAAGAGAAGAUGACUUCAACACGGCGUGAUGCACAAGGAAAUACGUUUUUUUUCUAG
Penicillium soppii is the source of this 1041-nucleotide messenger RNA. Its product is annotated as FAM50/XAP5 family protein. The record is from RefSeq and is a predicted model, not a curated record. NCBI's taxonomy places the organism in Eukaryota, Fungi, Ascomycota, Eurotiomycetes, Eurotiales, Aspergillaceae. The transcript is spliced from 3 exons. Bases 1 to 1041 code for a protein of 346 amino acids. Gene Ontology annotation, cellular component: nucleus. Gene Ontology annotation, biological process: chromatin organization.